Molecule: messenger RNA, 1191 nt
Organism: Rubroshorea leprosula
Lineage: Eukaryota; Viridiplantae; Streptophyta; Magnoliopsida; Malvales; Dipterocarpaceae
Source: the annotation of a GenBank genome assembly
AUACUUUUGGUCUCAUUAGCAUAAGAUGACUAAUUUGUCAGAUACAGAUGAUGACAACUAUAGACCUUCAAAGCGAUUGAGAGUGGACUUCAGGCCUCCAGCUGUGUCAAGGAGCUAUGAUGAUAUUGAUGGCUUGCAAAGCUCGCCAGGAAGAGCGCAUUCAUGGGACGAUGUGCCUAUGACUGAUAACAUCGAUAAUUAUCUUGACGAGUUGUGGAGCACAUCACGUAUCAAUCUCUCACUAAUGGAUUCAUGUUUGCAGGAUGAAGAUGAUCAUCAAGCUAAUAAGUGCAGCUUGGAGAUUGAUUACAAACAAUUCAUCUCUGUCCAUCCUAAUAUUGCCAUAUGGUUGGCUGAUGCCCCUCAAUCUGUCCUUGAAGUCAUGGAAAAUGUUGCUCGAAGUGUCAUCUUUAGUUUGCAUCCGAACUACAAAAAUAUCCACAAAAACAUUUAUAUUCGCAUUACUAACCUGCCUGUUUAUGAUCAGAUUUGGAAUAUUAGGCAAAUCCAUUUGAACACCAUGAUUCGUUUUAGGGGAGUUGUGACCAGGCGUUCUGGGGUUUUCCCCCACUUGCAACAGCUACUGAUGCAAAGGUUGCGGAGUCCUACAGAGAAAAGACAUGGAAGCCAAAGUUCCAAGUUCAGAUGCAGAAAUGAAGAGCUGAGGAAGAUGGUUUUGGUCUUUCAGAUGCAGUAUCUAAAUUACAGUUUUCUUUACAAUCACUUUUGCUGGGAAAAAGGCAGAGGGACUUCCAAUGAUCAAGGAAGCACUUUAGAGAAGGAAGAUGAAAAUGCUACUUCAUCUACUGCUACAGCUCCUCCUAAAAGGUCUACCAAAAAGAAAAAUUGAACCGGGCGUGCAGUUGCCUCUGUUCGAAAUACAAUGUUAAGUUAGUAUUUGUUCAAGAAAAGUUGAAUCUACUUGCAGACCGAAGUGUGUUCUACCUGCUUCUCACUUUGGAGAAAUGUGGCCGCAGUGGGGAAUGCAUAUAUAGAGACUACUAUUGUGUUUAGAAAUCAGAGUUUACUAUGCAGCUAGUUUGCUGUUUUCUUGCUUUAUUGUAUUCUCAUUGAGUUCCUCUUCUUUCAUCAACUGCCUUUGUGUAGUUUCCAUGUAGUCGGAUCCAAUUAUCAUGAAGCAAUUUGCAGAAACGCAGAAAAAUGUCAAAAAAGUAAACUUCACUAGAUAAA